CGCACCUCGUACUACAUAGCACCCGCCCCUCAAAUCACUGUGACUCAGACCGCAGACCUCCGUAGCAUCACCAUGUCCCUCAACCCUACCUCCAGCCCACCGCGGACACCAUACACCCCACACACACCCCUCACGCCAUACACCCCAAACACCCCUGGGACGCCUUCACGCGCGGGCAGCCGCACACCCACACAAUCCGCCCGCCCGCCUCCCACAUCACCUCUCCGGCGGCCGACUUCCCCCUCAUCCCUCCGUGCCGCGCCCGGCGCUACACCCGCAUCCUCACAACCGCGGCGCGCGUCCGGCUCUCUGACCAGCGUGGGGUCUGUGGGGAUGGAGGCGAGAGCGGGGCCGGUGGGGGUGCAGAAGACGCGCGCGCGGGAGCUGCUGCGGAAGCACUAUGGCCUUGGAUUAGGGCCGCCGCCGCCGCUUGGGGGUGCGAAGAGUAAUCAGGACCCGAUGGACUUCGAUUCGCCUGCAUUCGAUGCAAGGGCGUACUAUGAGCAGCUGAUCACGACGUCGUCGUUACCGACCCUGCUGAAGACGGAGAAUGACUUGUUGACGGAAAUUCGGCAGUUAGACAGUGAACGCCAGAGUUUGGUAUAUAAUCACCACCACGAACUUAUCGCCGCGAGCGACACCAUUGCAGCGAUGAAGUCACGGGCAGAGAAUCUUGACACCGAUUUGGAUCUGCUCCGGGCAGCGUUCUCCGAGAUUUCAAGACUUUCCACUGACAUCUCAGUCGAGCAUCAUUCGACAACGGACGACUACCGGCAAGAUCGACCUCCCUCGUCGAUCCAAUAAAGUCGCGAUACUAUAUACCUAUACACCAUGAUAUCCCAGGACGCUACGCCCUAUAAACC
This is a messenger RNA of Trametes versicolor FP-101664 SS1, 863 nucleotides long. RefSeq lists its product as uncharacterized. NCBI's taxonomy places the organism in Eukaryota, Fungi, Basidiomycota, Agaricomycetes, Polyporales, Polyporaceae. Gene Ontology annotation, cellular component: EARP complex; membrane; GARP complex. The record is from RefSeq and is a predicted model, not a curated record. The transcript is spliced from 4 exons. Gene Ontology annotation, biological process: endocytic recycling; lysosomal transport; Golgi organization. Bases 73 to 804 code for a protein of 243 amino acids.